AUGGCAGACAAAUUAACAAGAAUUGCUAUUGUCAACCAUGACAAAUGUAAGCCUAAGAAAUGUCGACAGGAGUGCAAAAAGAGUUGCCCUGUAGUUCGAAUGGGAAAACUAUGCAUAGAAGUUACACCCCAGAGCAAAAUAGCUUGGAUUUCUGAAACUCUUUGUAUUGGUUGCGGUAUUUGUAUUAAGAAAUGCCCCUUUGGAGCCUUAUCAAUUGUCAAUUUACCAAGCAACUUGGAAAAAGAAACAACACAUCGAUAUUGUGCCAAUGCCUUCAAACUUCACAGGUUGCCUAUUCCUCGUCCUGGUGAAGUUUUGGGAUUGGUUGGAACUAAUGGUAUUGGAAAGUCAACUGCUUUAAAAAUUUUAGCUGGAAAACAAAAACCAAAUCUUGGAAAGUAUGAUGAUCCACCUGAUUGGCAGGAAAUUUUGACUUACUUCAGAGGAUCUGAAUUGCAAAAUUAUUUUACCAAGAUUCUAGAAGAUGACCUAAAAGCCAUUAUCAAACCUCAAUAUGUGGACCAGAUUCCCAAGGCUGCAAAGGGGACUGUGGGAUCUAUUUUGGACCGAAAGGAUGAAACAAAGACGCAGGCAAUUGUAUGUCAACAGCUUGAUUUAACCCAUCUAAAAGAACGAAAUGUUGAAGAUCUUUCGGGAGGAGAGUUGCAGAGAUUUGCUUGUGCUGUUGUUUGCAUACAGAAAGCUGAUAUUUUCAUGUUCGAUGAACCUUCUAGUUACCUAGAUGUCAAGCAACGUUUAAAGGCUGCUAUUACUAUACGAUCUCUAAUAAAUCCAGAUAGGUAUAUCAUUGUGGUGGAGCAUGAUCUAAGUGUAUUAGACUAUCUCUCUGACUUCAUCUGCUGUUUAUAUGGUGUACCAAGUGCUUAUGGUGUUGUCACCAUGCCUUUUAGUGUAAGAGAAGGCAUAAACAUUUUCUUAGAUGGCUAUGUUCCAACAGAAAACUUGAGAUUCAGAGAUGCAUCACUUGUUUUUAAAGUGGCUGAGACAGCAAAUGAAGAAGAAGUUAAAAAGAUGUGUAUGUAUAAAUAUCCAGGAAUGAGGAAAAAGAUGGGAGAGUUUGAAUUAGGAAUUGUAGCUGGAGAGUUUACAGAUUCUGAAAUCAUGGUGAUGCUGGGGGAAAAUGGUACUGGUAAAACGACAUUUAUCAGAAUGCUUGCUGGAAGGCUUAAACCUGAUGAAGGAGGAGAAGUACCUGUUCUAAAUGUCAGUUAUAAGCCACAGAAGAUCAGUCCCAAAUCAACUGGAAGUGUUCGCCAAUUACUACAUGAAAAAAUAAGAGAUGCAUACACUCAUCCACAGUUUGUGACUGAUGUAAUGAAACCUCUACAAAUUGAAAACAUCAUUGAUCAAGAGGUACAGACAUUAUCUGGUGGUGAACUGCAGCGAGUAGCCUUAGCUCUUUGUUUGGGUAAACCUGCUGAUGUGUAUUUAAUUGAUGAACCGUCUGCAUAUUUGGAUUCUGAGCAAAGAUUGAUGGCAGCAAGAGUAGUCAAACGCUUCAUCCUCCAUGCCAAAAAGACAGCCUUUGUUGUGGAACAUGACUUCAUCAUGGCUACCUAUCUAGCAGAUCGGGUCAUUGUUUUUGAUGGUAUUCCAUCUAAGAACACAGUUGCAAACAGUCCUCAAACCCUGUUGGCUGGCAUGAAUAAAUUUUUGUCCCAGCUUGAAAUUACAUUCAGAAGAGAUCCAAACAACUAUAGGCCAAGAAUAAACAAACUCAAUUCAAUUAAGGAUGUAGAACAGAAGAAGAGUGGAAACUACUUUUUCUUGGAUGAUUAG
Messenger RNA from Chrysochloris asiatica (Cape golden mole), 1800 nucleotides. RefSeq names its product ATP-binding cassette, sub-family E (OABP), member 1 (gene ABCE1). The record is from RefSeq and is a predicted model, not a curated record. Gene Ontology annotation, biological process: translational initiation; translational termination; ribosomal subunit export from nucleus. Gene Ontology annotation, molecular function: ATP hydrolysis activity; ATP binding; ribosomal small subunit binding. Lineage: Eukaryota; Metazoa; Chordata; Mammalia; Afrosoricida; Chrysochloridae. Bases 1 to 1800 code for a protein of 599 amino acids. The transcript has 17 exons.